AUGGCAGACUCCUUUGAUGCGUUCCUCAAUGGUGCUCUUCAUUGGCUUCUUUUCGACGUUAAUAAUCCGGACUUUAUUUUUUGUUUUGACUUUGGGAGUGAGCAAUUUCGGGUUGUUCUCGAACCUUCUGAAUUUGAUCCACUUUUGAAAGAAUUUUCAUGUCAAAUGCGUGUCGGAGUGCUACGAGGUUGCCUCACUAUAUGUGAUUUUGCUACUGUCAAAGAUCAGGGUUCAAUAUGGGUGAUGAAGGAUUAUGGGGUCAAGGAGUCUUGGAGUAAAUACAUUGUUAUUAAAGGUGUGAUCUAUGAUUGGGAUUACUUGAACUGUUACAAGCCGAUAAUAAUUCUGCAAAGUGGGCAACUCUUGAUUUUAGUUAAUAGGGAGGCUCUUGUGCUUUAUGAUCCUAAGACCCGACAUCAUAAGAAUGUCAAAAUUUCUGGAAUUAGGAAAAGAUCAGACUUCCAUGGGAUUGCUCAUGUUCCAAGCUUGGUUUCUCUAAGGGAUGUUGCAAAAGGGAAAAACUUGAAGGAUCUCUAUUCUCAACAAGCUAAGAAAGCUGAGCUUGCUAUGAUGGCUAUUUUAAUUGCCAUAUUUUUUGCUGUGUUUGCACAAGCAAGAACUAUUAAGAUUUUGAUCAACUUUUUGGGUUGUGGAGAUUGCUUGCAAAAGUUUUGUGAACUGAAGUUUUUCCUCCUGCCCUAA
Molecule: messenger RNA, 702 nt
Organism: Camellia sinensis
Lineage: Eukaryota; Viridiplantae; Streptophyta; Magnoliopsida; Ericales; Theaceae
Source: RefSeq, a predicted model, not a curated record